Rattus norvegicus (Norway rat) is the source of this 4114-nucleotide messenger RNA. RefSeq names its product cyclin and CBS domain divalent metal cation transport mediator 3 (gene Cnnm3). NCBI's taxonomy places the organism in Eukaryota, Metazoa, Chordata, Mammalia, Rodentia, Muridae. Gene Ontology annotation, cellular component: plasma membrane; membrane. The record is from RefSeq and is a predicted model, not a curated record. Gene Ontology annotation, molecular function: transmembrane transporter activity. Gene Ontology annotation, biological process: transmembrane transport; magnesium ion homeostasis.
UGAGUGGGGUAGGCUGCGCCCGAGGCCCAGAAGGGGUAGCAGGCCAUGGCGGCGGCUGCUGCGGCUGUGGCGGGUUGGUUGGGCUGGGUGCUUGCUGCGUUCUGUCUGGGCAGCACCGCAGGGGAGGCGGCGCCGGGCGCGGGACUGCUGAGCUUCUGCACGGAGGAGGACGGUGCUCCGGGCGCGGGCUCCCUACGCGGAAGGGCAGCGCCGGAGGCCACUUUGUGCUUGCGACUCUUCUGCCCAGGCUUGGCCAACAGUUCCUGGACCUGGGUAGCCCCGGAGGGCGCAGGCUGCCCCGAGGGCGGGCGGGCCACGGAGCCCUCGGAGGCGGCCGCCCCCACGGGCGAGUGGCGCGCGCUGCUGCGCCUGCGCGCCGAGGCCGGCCACCCGCGCUCCGCGCUGCUGGCAGUGCGCGUGGAGCCGGGCGGCGGGGCAGCUGAGGAGGCGGCGGCGCCCUGGGCGCUGGGGCUGGGGGCGGCCGGGCUGCUGGCUCUGGCGGCUGUGGCUCGCGGCCUGCAGCUGAGCGCGCUGGCGCUGGCGCCGGCCGAGGUGCAGGUGCUGCGCGAGAGCGGCUCGGAGGCGGAGCGCGCGGCUGCGCGGCGCCUGGAACCCGCACGGCGCUGGGCCGGCUGCGCCCUGGGCGCGCUGCUGCUUCUGGCCAGCCUGGCACAGGCGGCACUGGCGGUGCUGCUGUACGGGGCGGUGGGCCAGCGCGCCGUUCCCGCCGUGCUGGGCUGCGCGGGGCUGGUGUUCCUGGUAGGUGAGGUGCUGCCGGCCGCCGUGAGCGGACGCUGGGCUCUGGCGCUGGCGCCGCGCGCGCUGGGCCUCAGCCGCCUGGCGGUGCUACUCACCUUGCCGGUGGCGCUGCCCGUCGGGCAGCUGCUGGAGCUGGCAGCGCGGCCCGGGCGUCUGCGGGAGCGCGUGCUAGAGCUGGCGCGCGGCGGUGGCGACCCCUACAGCGACCUCAGCAAGGGAGUGCUGCGCUACCGGACCGUGGAGGACGUGCUCACGCCGCUCGAAGACUGCUUUAUGCUGGACUCCGGCACUGUCCUGGACUUCAGCGUCCUCGCAAGCAUCAUGCAGAGCGGCCACACGCGCAUCCCAGUGUUUGAGGAGGAGCGCUCCAACAUCGUGGACAUGCUGUACCUCAAAGACCUGGCCUUCGUGGACCCCGAGGACUGCACGCCGCUCAGCACCAUCACCCGAUUCUACAACCAUCCACUCCACUUUGUCUUCAACGACACCAAACUGGACGCCGUCCUGGAGGAGUUCAAGAGAGGCAAGUCCCACCUGGCCAUCGUUCAGAAGGUGAACAAUGAGGGCGAGGGCGAUCCCUUCUAUGAGGUGCUGGGCCUGGUCACCCUGGAGGACGUCAUCGAGGAGAUCAUCAGGUCUGAGAUCCUGGAUGAGUCUGAAGACUACUACACAAAGGUGAAGAAGAAGGCCGUCACCCUGGGCGCCCCUCUCAAGCGGAAGGAGGAAUUCUCCUUAUUCAAGGUGUCUGAUGAUGAAUAUAAAGUAAAAAUCUCGCCUCAGCUGCUCCUGGCCACCCAGCGCUUCCUUUCCCGAGAGGUGGAUGUGUUCAGCCCAUUGCGAAUCUCUGAGAAAGUCUUGCUGCACCUGCUGAAGCAUCCCAGUGUCAACCAGGAGGUGAAGUUUGACGAGAGCAACCGCUUGGCCACACACCAUUAUUUGUACCAGCGCAGCCAGCCAGUAGAUUACUUCAUUCUCAUCCUGCAGGGCAGGGUCGAGGUGGAAAUCGGGAAAGAGGGCCUGAAGUUCGAGAACGGGGCCUUCACAUACUAUGGCGUGUCCGCCCUGACAGCUCCAUCUUCAGCUCAUCAGUCCCCAGUGUCUUCACGCCAGCUCAUCCGCCAUGACUUGCAGCCUGAACCAGCGGACAGUACCCGCUCCUGCACGUACUGUCCUGACUACACUGUGAGGGCCCUUUCUGACCUGCAGCUCAUUAAGGUCACACGGCUGCAGUACCUUAAUGCACUCCUGGCUACCCGAGCCCAGAGCUUACCUCCAUCUCCAGAGAACGCUGAGCUCCAGGCCAUCCCGGGCAGCCAGACCAGGCUCCUUGGUGACAAAUCCAGAGAGACAGCAGGGCCCAGCAGCAGCAGACGCAGCAUCCCAGUGGAGGAGAGCCCUGGGCGGAACCCAGGAGUGUAACUGCUUGCCACUCAGCCCCGAGCUGGGAAUGGACAAGCUCGUGGGGAGCUGGGACAGCCAAGCAGGAGCUUCAUACCAGCCCAUCCCCACCUAUCCUGGCCACGUUUUAGAUGGCCCUUAGAAGCUGUGGGUCCUGGGCCUCCUCAGUGCCAGAGCCUCCAGCCCCUCUGUUGUCCUUGAGGAGAUGGGAUUAACAGAGCAACCCUCCAGAAGCCUGUUUCUGAGGGGACAAAAGAAACAGCAUCAUCUCUAGUCCCGAAGACCCAGUGCUGUAACAGCACAGUGUGUGUGUCUCCCUGAGCCCAGUGCCUUCACAUGGCCUGGGCCUGUGCUCAUUUUGCUUUUGAUUAGCCUGUCACUGGCACUACUCUGAGCAAACCAGGAGUGCUGGCUUUAGAUGAAAGUGUUCAAAUCCAUGGCCCUGCCAUGUACUUUUUGGCUUCUCUUACAAUGCUGUAUUUUGAUUCAUGAACCCCAGUUUUUUCUGUGUGCCAAAUCUAAGAGCAGAGCUCCCCAAUAAGUUGGUGCCCCGGUUCUGCUCCCUCCUGUGGAGGAAGCUCCUCUGACUCAUAAGCAGGCUGGCCCAGGGUCAGCUUGCAUUUCCUCCCCACUUGGGGAAGCCAUAACGGUAUUGUCGGUUUCUGUUUGAGGUCGUGUGGAAGGCUAAAGGCGGAUGCUGACCGCCUGUUGUACCUGUCUUGUGCUUUUGCCCUGAGCAUCCAGGAAGAUGUACAGCUGUAAUGUCGGGAGCAUCAGUCAGUUAGGGUCGGUUGUGAGCCUGCUACGUCCUCGUCGCUUGCUAAGAAGUCAAGGUUUUCUUGUAUCUCAGAAAUAUUCAAAUCCUUUGCACUUUUCUGUUUCCAGUGAUGUUUUAGAGACACAGGAAUGGGAAGACAUUGUCUUUUUAUUUUAGUUUACCUGUACUUUCUUUCCACAGUUUCGGCUCUGGGACCAUAGAUUGGGGUGGGAAGGAAGGAUUUCUGGAACCUUCCUUAAAAGAAUGCAGGCCCUUGUGAGACUCGGAGGCCCGAGAAAAAUAAAUUCUAAUGGAAUAUGCUCUAAGAACAAACCCAGGUCAGACACAAAUAAAAUUUUCCUGUCUCCAAAACAGAAUUCUAAAUUUUGGCUGAACCUCAGAAUCAAAUUAGAACCUUGGUUACCUGUGCUCACCUUGAACCGGCAGAGCUGUGGUCUUGAAGUAGUUUUAACUUCCUCCUAGAAGAGUUCCCUAUGCCUUUUGCCAGCUUCUCCUGAUGUUAACAUGUUAAUUAACCUUGUUACAUAUAUCAAAACUAAAGUGUUAACACUGGAGUACUCUUAACUGUGGCCUUCAUUUAGAUUUUACUUUUUCUUUGAUUUCUGGUAACUGGGUUCCAGGGUAGGAUGCCAGGAUGCACUUGGAGCCAUUGUUUCUUUUGCUCUGACUUUGUCUUCUACAGUAAUUGCAGAUUCAUAGGAUAUGGCAAAGACACAGAGCCCACGCACCUUCAUCUGGCUUCCCCCAGUGUUCCCAUCUCAUAAACUAUGUAGUGGGCAGAACUAUGGAGUUCUGCAUCCCCGCCACCUCUGUGUAGACCUGAGUUCUGCUACCUUGGAAGACUAACCCACUGUCCUGGCACUACCAGGGUACCCCCUGGACCGCCCUCAGAGCCACCUGCCCUGGCCCUAAGCCCCGGGACCACUAGACUUUCCUCAGCUCUGUCACUUUGUCACUUCAAGAAUGUCAUAAGGGGCCGAGCGGUGUGCAUCCUUUGGGAUUGACUCCUCCAUUCAUCGUAGUGCUCUGGAGACUGUUCCAGGUCAGUGUGUCAUGGCGUGUUCCUCCCCCUUGCCAAAUGGUGUCCCAUGGUGUAUUCAUUGUCCUGUCAGAGGACAUCUGGGUUGUUUCCAGUUCUUGGCCUUUUCAAAAUAAAGCUGCUAUGAACAUUCACGUACA